AUGCAGCGUGCGGAUUGUACAUAUCCAGCAGUUCGACGCCUUCGUGGAGCAGGCAAAAAGGAAAGGCAUGGCAAGGCUGAUCAAAUGAUCCCUCUGAUGCAGUCUUCUUUGUCUACGGCAACUUGCGAACCACUGUGCAUCAAAUCGACAGAGUUCGGCAAGGACCUCUUCAUUGCAAAACUUCCCGCAUUUCUGGCACCGCACUCCUUUAAAUACAACCUCGAAACAGUACAAGCAGCUCUCGACAAAGCACGUUCUAGGGACGAAUACACAUCAAUAUUACCAGACAAUAUAGUAAGAUACUUGAUUGAAGCCUCAUUCGAAGAAAUCUCGCUCCCGCGUAGCGUGGUCGCGAGCCGUCUCGAACUCACAGCCUUGUUUGAUCAACAACGCCGAGAAUGCCCGAAAGAUCCAGGGUCCAAUCCUGCAAUAUGGGUACUGAUCAACGCAACUAUUGCGCUCGCAGUUCGAGCCAAGACAGUUGACUCGCCUGCUUUGCGGCUGUCCGAUAUCGCGUCUGCGUAUCAUCGAAACGCAACGAAAGCUCUAGGUCAGGUUUUGCUAGCUGCUCCGUCAGUGGUCUCGGUUCGUGCAUUGCUAGCGAUGGCAGUGGCUACUCGGGUUGAGACGGGUCAGCUCGCAGCUCUGAUUUUGACGAACAGUGCGAAAUUGGUUCUUCAGGCCAUACUAUCACAGCCUAAAAGCGGUGCUAGUGACGACUUAAGUACACUGAAGCUUUUGCAUGACGCCGUGAAUAGAUGGGGACAAGAGAAUAUAAAGCACAAAGAUCCAAAUACCUGUGAACCUAGUUGA
This is a messenger RNA of Exophiala spinifera, 813 nucleotides long. RefSeq lists its product as uncharacterized. Lineage: Eukaryota; Fungi; Ascomycota; Eurotiomycetes; Chaetothyriales; Herpotrichiellaceae. The transcript has 2 exons. The record is from RefSeq and is a predicted model, not a curated record. The coding region runs from base 1 to 813 and encodes 270 amino acids.